Molecule: messenger RNA, 2589 nt
Organism: Rhinichthys klamathensis goyatoka
Lineage: Eukaryota; Metazoa; Chordata; Actinopteri; Cypriniformes; Leuciscidae
Gene: hoxb2a
Product: homeobox B2a
Exons: 2
Coding region: 642-1874 (410 amino acids)
Biological process (GO): regulation of DNA-templated transcription
Molecular function (GO): DNA binding; DNA-binding transcription factor activity, RNA polymerase II-specific
Source: RefSeq, a predicted model, not a curated record
AAAAUAAAGGUAAAACCCAAAAUAAUUUAUUUGUGUGUCAAUGGCUGGGAAUCUCCUAUUCGGUAAAUGUGGCAGACAAUCUCAACAUCACUCCUGUACAUCCGUAUUUAUGUGUUUGAUAAAAUAAAUAUUUCAAGAGCUACAUCUCUUGUCUGUUAGUCUUGUCAAAAGUUUUAAGAUUAAUGGCCCUUGAUUGUAAAUUCGCAAGAAGCCAUAUUGUGGAUGUGCUUAUCAGACAAGGCCUGUGAAUUACAUCACCGGUAGUUCUGCAUUUGGAUUGUUGUCGUCUAGCAUAAGAGGCCCUCACUUUACCUCUCACGACAAAACAGGGCUGUCCGAGCACAUGGCAAGUGUUUUUUUUUUUUUUUAUUUCUUCCAUGUUACUAUAAGAACUGGAUUAUAAUAUCCUGUUGUAUUUUUUUUAUCAAUUCAGACAAAUAUUGCUUUCUUUUGCCACCAGGCCCCGAAUUUCGAUUGGCUGAGAUGAGUCAUGUGACCAGGAAUUGGCUGCAAUUUCGCCCAUAGUCUUCAGUUUAGUAGACCCUGGUCCCCAUACGCUAGUAAUAUCACCAAUAUACACAAUUAUUAAAGCCCGCAAAUGCCGUCAUAGCAGGAACGCAAAAUAAAUCCUAGCUUUUUGGAUGUUAUUUUUUGCGUAUGUUGGUGUCGCUGGACGCCCUUUUUGCCCAGGCGAAGCGAUGAAUUUUGAAUUUGAGAGGGAGAUUGGGUUCAUCAACAGCCAGCCUUCCCUUGCAGAGUGCCUGACGUCUUUCCCCGCUGUCCUGGAGUCAUUUCAAACUUCAUCAAUCAAGGACUCGACAGCAAUUCCACCUCCUUUCGAGCACACCAUCCCUAGUCUGAGUCCCUGCACAGGCAACCAGGCGCGACCGAGGAGCCAAAAGCGAACUGCCUCCAAUGGCCUCCAGCUCCGGACACAAACAGCACCGCCGACGCAGCACCAGCAAGGCCCGGCCCCGCUGUCGGGUGGUGCACCUCUGGCCCACGAGUUCCCAUGGAUGAAAGAGAAAAAAUCCUCGAAGAAGUGCCCCAAGCCCGGAGCCACUGCUGCUGCAGCAGCCUCCCCUUCUCAGGCAUCCUCCGGCUACACAACCGCGGGACUGGAGUCCCCGACAGAGGCUCAAGGUGGACUGGAUAAUGGCAGCGGUUCACGGAGGCUGAGGACCGCAUACACCAACACGCAGCUACUUGAAUUGGAGAAGGAGUUUCACUUUAACAAAUACCUCUGUCGGCCCCGGCGCGUUGAAAUAGCAGCACUUCUGGAUCUAACCGAGCGCCAAGUUAAAGUGUGGUUUCAAAAUCGACGCAUGAAGCACAAACGGCAAACUACGCACCACCGGGACGGGCAAGAAGGCGAGCCCAGCGGUUUCGAGCUCCUGGAGGGAACCGACGCUGCUUCACCGUAUUCGAGCCAAUCUGUGGAAGUAUCUGGUUCUGGCUCUGGUUCGGCCGCAGUCUCCGAGAGUGAGACGUGCCCGACAACUGCCUCCUACACGAACAGUGCGGACAAAAGCCAGCCCACGCCUGAAGAUGGCCAGGCGAACCAGCCGGAGCCUGCAUCUGUUCCUGACACAGCGGUUCACUCCCCCCCGUAUCCAACGCCUACUGCAGAUAACCCCACUACAAUGACUGAGGGCCGAGCAGCUGGACCGGAGCAUUCAUUCACAGAGCCGCAGGAUGCAACCUCUCUACCCGAUUUGAAUUUCUUUUCGACGGACUCCUGCCUACAGAUUUCGGACGCUUUAUCGCCGAGUUUGCAGAGCUCACUGGACAGUCCAGUUGACUUUUCCGAGGAAGAUUUUGACUUGUUUACGAGCACCCUUUGUACUAUAGAUUUGCAACAUUUACAGUUCUGAAAAAAGAAAAAAAAAAAACAUCACAACGCAUACAAGAACAAUCGAACUACAUCUUAUUGCAGGGUCGUGAUUGGUUCUCGACCGCAACAUUCCUAUAAUAUGACAGAAAAAGAGUGAAAAAAAAAACAUUUACCUAAUUUUUUUAAAAGAAUGAAAAACAAAAAAGGCGUGAAGCUACGCCAACACGGAAAUAAAUUGUCCAUUAUUUUGAAAAUACGAUGAUGUAAUCUUUUUUGAAUACACAUCAGGAAGGCCCCUGUCGAAGUUUCAGGUAUUUUAUUGCCUUUUGAUUCUCGGAUUUUAGUUUAUCUCGACUAACAGAUGAAUGGUUGCGGACUUUUUCAGUGAAACUCAAUCAUUGGAAUCUCAGGAAUUGUGUCAGACAUAAGGGUAGUUGAACUGCUUUUAGGAAUUCUCCCAAGGCGGGCGUUGUCCUUAUUGAAUAAUUUUAGAACUAGUUUAUUUAUUGAGAUUCUUUAAUAGUAAAUUUCAAAUUUAUUUAUUGUACGUUAUUUUCAUAGUUGAAAUAAUAAAAAUACAAUAAAAAAAAAAACAAAUAUGCUGGAGCGAGUGUGAUUGAUUCUCUAAGGUUUAACGAAUUUUUUUCAUUAUAAAGAAUGUUUAUUUAUUUUAAUACAAAUCAAGACAUUCAUUUUAAGAAUUUGUUCUUUCUCCUUGGUAUUGAUGUAUGGUGAUGAAACUACACAAUUCAGUC